GGCGGUUAGCAGACGUUGUUAUUCUUAACAUUCAUUCAUUCAUUCCCUGUCUUCUCCAUCAUUCUUUUCCUCUUACAACGAUCGCUCACGUCACCACUUCUUUCGUGCUUCCUUCAUAGUCCCCAGUUUUAGGGCAAUUCCUCGAUCCACAAUCCCACCUGCCGUGUUCCACGGUUUGGCUGUCCUGUCUUUGUUGUUGUUUGAAGAAAACAUAACUUUAAGAGGGGCUUUAUUAUCUCCUUGACCCGCACUCCCUUUUUUCACCGAGUCUUUGACUUGGCCACAUUACUUUCGGGAUAGGGUUGAUCUUAAUCGUUGCUUUUUCCUCUUAUUGUUUACUUACUGUUGGAACAUCAUCUAUCUCAAUCGUUGACCGUUUCUCUAUUUUUACUUGCUUGCUGCGCUCGCUCACUGACUCUUUUUGAUACUCUCGCUUCAAGGUUUUUCUAUACGCUGUUUUCUUUUGUGUUUUUAUAUUUAUGAUUUAUACUGAUUGAUACCUUCUUCGUACCUUCUAUUUUCGUCGUUUGUCCAUCACGAGUUCCUUUGGGCACCCAUUUUUUUUCAUACGAACCUGUUGUCAAAGUUUGUGGAGGGAUACCCACUCACCAUUUGAUUUAAAGAGUCAAAAGAAAGGCCGAAUCCUUCCCGAAGAUGCCUUUCACACGCCGUCUUUCCCAAUUCUUUUCCUCAUCACCUUCGUUGCCGCUGCCUGGGAAAGAUAUGCAUACUGUUGACAUCGACUCUCUUAAGCCUACUUCUUCACCACCUUCUUUAUCGGAAGAAGUCAUUAUUACGAGUACGAUUGCCGAGGAAAACGAGAACAACAAAGAGUCGAGUCAUGUAUCCGUUGAGCAACUACCCCAUUCACCCAAAAGACCUCGACGAAAAACGAUAAGAAAGAUCUUCCGUAGAUUCUCUUUUCAGACACUUCCUAAAGACUCUACAACUGCAUCUCGUAACUCAUCGCAAGUUCACCAUGUCUUUAUGGUGGAAACCCCACCAAAUUUACCCGCUCUCACAACCACAACUGACGUCCCGCCUCUCGACAUCCAUGAACCAAUAGAUUACACCAGAAUUCAGAUUUCCUCCCUUCCUUUUCCUUUUCCCGAUCUUGCAUCGCCUCUUCGAAAAUCUCUCAAUACCGACCCAAAGCUCAAUUGUUCCGAUUCCGGUUACUUUUCUCUAGGCUGUGUCUCUUCAUCCUCUCUAUCGCCUGCCCUUCCAUCGCCGACUUUACAUCUCAUCCGCCGCAUUAAUAAAGCUAUACUCUUGCUCGAAUAUCAAGAAUUGUUGACUACACGCUUCUCGACGAACUUGGCCUUCUUAUUUGGUAAGAAAGAAAUGGCAAUAUGGCGGACAAGAAAGUUGAGUGAUGAUACCAAGGAACUAAUCAUUAUUACAUUGACUAAGUUGAGAGAAUUGGUUGGGAAAACGAUGGUUCACAAGAUGGGAUUAGUGAGGAGAAGUAGGAGUGUAUUGGGAGAGGCUGUGGAAGCGAUUAUCUCAAGUCGAAGACGAGAUUCUGGUGUGGAGACGGAGACGCCAACUGCGGAAACCCCUUCAGAAACCCCUUCGGAAACCACUUUGGAGACUCCUCCGGAAACAAGCGAGCCAGCCCUCAGCCCUGAAAUCAUCGGAACUUUAAGGACCCAAACGAAACUAGAAGUCCAGGCUAAAAUGAGAGAAGCUUUACAAAUUCUUAGAGAUGAUAUUGGAAUGCAAAGGAGGUUAGAUGAAGUUCUCAGAGCGGGAAUCGUAGGGAGUUGCGGGGAUGAAAGAUUAAUGAUGGGGUUGCCAAGUCGAAGUGAGAGACUUUGUCUAAGGAGAUUUGUGGGAUUUGUAGAGGGAAGAGUGACCGAACUCGGGGGUGCUUAUGAGAGGGUUGAGAAGGCUGUUGGAGGAUUAGAAAGAUCGGGAUACGAAAAAGUGGUGAUCAAAUAAAUGGCAUGAGUUGUAAUAAGAGGAAAUUGGGGGACAGACAAACAACACAUCUGGAGCGUUGAUUUCGAGUCAAAUGGGGAUGAAAAUUAUCAUUUCACUUGCUGGCCGACAACAUAACCGCAUAUAUUCGGAGGUCAGUAGACCACGAAAUACUACAGGUCUUUGGCGAAGGAUCUCGUCAGGGAAGAGUAAAUAGGCGAGAGGGAUGAGGCAGGUACUCCUGGUUACACGGAACAGGCGCAUGCUUAGAAAGCUUUGAACAUUUAUGGAUGGGUUAGGUAAUGACAUGGAGUUUAAUGAGUGGAAUCACUGGGAUUGGUCAAUAUAGAUACGAGGAGGCGAGUCAAUGGCAUUUUUGCAUAUAUGGGAGUAGCAGAAGCUGGAAGCGGAAGGGAUGGGAUAGAAUUGGAAAUAUUAGAAAAUUCA
Botrytis cinerea B05.10 is the source of this 2370-nucleotide messenger RNA. RefSeq lists its product as hypothetical. The coding region runs from base 655 to 1944 and encodes 429 amino acids. Lineage: Eukaryota; Fungi; Ascomycota; Leotiomycetes; Helotiales; Sclerotiniaceae. The record is from RefSeq and is a predicted model, not a curated record. The transcript has a single exon.